Molecule: messenger RNA, 1441 nt
Organism: Vitis vinifera (wine grape)
Lineage: Eukaryota; Viridiplantae; Streptophyta; Magnoliopsida; Vitales; Vitaceae
Product: kinetochore protein SPC25 homolog
Exons: 8
Coding region: 102-1058 (318 amino acids)
Biological process (GO): chromosome segregation
Cellular component (GO): Ndc80 complex
Source: RefSeq, a predicted model, not a curated record
AAAGUAGAAAUGGCGGGCUGAGCGUCCAAUUUCGCUUCGCAUUCAAACUCUCUCUCUCUCUCUCUCUCUCUCUCUCACUCAUUCUCUUUCUCUCUCCACAAAUGCAGAGCAAAGUGGAGCAAUCUGCACGGACCAAAAUGCAGGAGCUGCGAUUGAUCUGUGACAAGGAGAUUCCGAUUCAGCAGCAGAAAAUUGACUCCGCGGUGCUUUCGUUUCGGAGAUCUCUGGAGACGCUCCAGUCCAAAGCACAUAAAACGGUCGAAAAUCAAGUAAAACUAGGAAAGCUUAAAGCUCAAUUAAGAGAGAUGGAGGAUGAUUUGGUGAAAGCUCUAGCAGUGAAGACACGUAAAGAGGCCAAGAAGAUGGCUAUAAUGGACUCAAUUUCUGCUACAAAGGCUAAAAUAGAAGAGCUUAAGAGAAUUGUUGAAGAGCACAAAGCUAGAAAAGAUCAAUGUGCAGCAAUAAUAUCUCAACAAGAUAUAGCUUUGGCAACAUAUGAAGGAAAGGGUGACCAAGUCACUGGACGUAGAGAAGAAAUACAAGAGGCCAUUGCUUGGUACAAUGAGGUCCUUGGUUUUCAAAUUGAAGGUGGACAUGGAGUUAAAUUCAUAUUCACCAACAUCAACUCGAAAAACCCAAGUGAGGAGUAUUCUUUCACCAUCCGCCAUGCAAACGAUACUUACACCUUACUGGAUUGCAGUCCACACUUGAAUGACAUCAAAGAGUUAAUCCAUGAGUUGAAUAGAACGAAUGGUUUAUUCAAAUUUGUCAGAAUUAUGAGAGAGAAGUUCCAAAAAGCUGCUGAAUUUGGAGUUCUGCCUCAAUUUACACCUCUUCAUCAACACUCUUCCACAAUCUCCAUUUCUGCUCCAGUUUCUUCAGUUUCAACUGAUAAUAGAGAUGAAUCUCCAGCUGAGAAAAAUGAGCUUCAAAUUAAACAUGAACGAACCAACUGGCAUUCUGAGAAAGCUAUUCAUGAAGGGGGUAGACAUGCAUUUCUGUCUCCUGGAUCUGCAUUAUCUCUUCGUCGAUCCCCUCGAUUUCAGGUUAGAAAAUGAAGAUGGAGUGGUGGGUGUUAUGUCACCUGCAAUCCCAUCACCUGCAACUGACCCGGACAAACCAUCACCCGUCAGACACGGCAGCCUUACCAUUUUGGUAGCACUUCUGAAUUUUGAUAGGCUUAUACUGGGGUUGAAAUGUAAGGGUGAUAAUCCCAGUAACUGUUAACUGUUAGUGAAGCUUGUAGUUCCUUUGUAUCCAUCUAAUCAAUAGGGCUUCAAGCUGUGGUAUUCAAUUUAAUCAUUUGGUGUAAAUGUGGAAAAGGUACUCUCCUGCUAUGAGAGUGGAUGGAUGGAAUAGGCCUGGUUUCAUACUGGUAGCUGUUGUCAUUUAUGAGUGUAACUGCCUUUGCACCACAUCAUUUUAUUGGGGGCUACGUCCA